This is a messenger RNA of Paramecium octaurelia, 4331 nucleotides long. NCBI's taxonomy places the organism in Eukaryota, Ciliophora, Oligohymenophorea, Peniculida, Parameciidae. The record is from the annotation of a GenBank genome assembly.
UUAUGGAAUACUAUAAAAAUCAGUAAACAAGUGGAUUGGAUAAACAUUUUCUGAAAAUUGAAGAAUGGUUGGAUUAGGAUGUUGUAAUAUAACAUUAAUUAAUUCAAAUUAGAAAGGCAAAUAAAAUCUUCCAUUGGUCAUAGAGGCAGAAGAUGGUGUAGGCAAAAAAACAUUGCUUGUCAAGUGGAUUGGAUAUCAUAAUGCCAACAAAAAAGGCAGGUAUUAAGACAUCAUUAUUCCCCAUUUUGCAAUGGUCGGAGGAAACAACAGUAACUAUUUCUAUGCCAUAUAUCGAAUAUUGGUCAAAUUGAGGGAAUUGCUUAACAUAGGGUAGAAAGUAGAGUUGUUGGAAGAGAAGCUUCGGAAAUACUUUGCAUAUUGGUUGGACAUCUGCAAUUCACACAUAGAGAACCAAAUUCUGAAAGAAGCUAAAACUCUUUAUAAUAGAAUCAUCCUUAUUUUUGAGGGUGUAAAUCAUUUUGUUGACUAAGGCAACGGAAUCUCAAAAGAAGCUAAUGUCUCCUUUUGGUUGCCAUAAUUCUUUCCCUCCAGAAUCAAAGUUAUUUUGACAGCUUCCAAGAAUUCAGGAGCAAUGCAAUAUCUAUAGAAGAUCAAUUCACAAAUCAUAUCAAUCAAAGUGGAACCUAAGAUCAUUGAGAAGAUGAUUGAGACACAUAAAAAAAGGAAAACCUUUCUUGUAAUAAUUCUAAAUUAACAUUAUAUAGUCUGAUUCCCUUAAGGAUAAAUUAUUAAAUAUUCUGACUCAAACUAAAUGUGAGAUGAAUUCUAUAUUUUGUAAGACGUUUCUUUCUCUUCUGAUUCCAUAUCCAAGUCUUGGGAUAAUUGGAGAAGGUGAUGUUAGACCAGAGACUAUUGAGGCUUUGGUAUCUUAAGUCGAUAUGGCUAAAUUGUAAGAAGUUACUGGUUUAGAAGAUUUGGUGAAUUUUAUUUUGGAUCAUUAUCAAACAAAAAUGUUUAAGGAUUAAGAAAAAUUUAUAAAAAUACUUCUAUGCUUUACAAUAACUUAAAAGGGUUUGAUGAUUUAAGAAGCAUUGACUAUUUGUCAAUUAACUGAGAAUGAUUGGAAGACAUUUUUGGUGUUCUUUAAAGUGUAUCUAAUGCAUUAUAAAGAGUAUUGGAUUAUUAAUAAUGAUCUGUUUAAGAGUAUCAUCUAGAAAAGAUAUCUAAAAGACAACACUUUAGUUCCUAAAUUGCAUGAGGAAAUUGCAGAUCAUUUAAAUAAAUCUACUAAUUCCAUAAGGAAGUUAGAGGAGUAAACAUAUCAUCUAUUCAUGGCCAAAACAUACUUUAAGUUAAAGGAAAUAGUGUCUGCCAUUGAGAAUUUCCUCUUAUUAUUUAAUCCCAAUAAUAAAUACGAUCUAUGUCGGUAUUGGUAAAAACUGGAGGAACAAGGGUUUGAUCCAGUGAUAGAAUACAAUAAAGCUAUAGAAGGUUUUGCAAUGCAGUAUCAUCCUAGUAGUGAGGACAUUUUUAGAAUCAUUGUACAAGUGUCAAGGUUCUUAAAAGAGUUUUGUGAUUUUGAAACUUAUUAUACUCCAAGUUUCAGACAUCCACCGAUUCAAGGGAUUGAAGAUGAAUUAGAUGAUAUCGGAUUAUUAAAUGAACUUUAUAGAAUGAAUUUAUGUUACAUAAUAGAUGCUAAUCCUAGGAAGAUUGGGAAUAAUGAUGAAAAUUAUAAAUCACCUCAAGAGAGAAUCAAUGAAAAGAUAGAGAAACUUAAAUCUAAAUAAGUAUUAUAAAAAGAUUAGAAAUAAACCAAGAAGCCUGGAAAGGAAGAAGAUGUAAAGAAAACAUAGCCUACUAUCAGUUUGUUAGAGAAAAAGAAGAAACCAGAAAUAUUAACUAAACUAGAAAAAUUGAAUGUGGAUAUUCCCUAUAAUAGAGAAUAGGUUAAGAAGUUCUUUGAAGAAAAAAUAGGGAUCAGCAAAUUUCAAGAAGAGAAACAAAGAGAAAAGGAAUCAGAGGAAGCUAAGAUCUAUUAGAAAUUAGAAAAUGGACAGAUUUCAAUGAAAGAUUUGGACAUUAAUCUAAGCAAGGAUGAAGAUGUUCAAUUGAAAAAGCCAGAUUAACUUAAACUAACACAUAAUACAAUUUAAGUUAAGAAAUUAGAAGAGUAAUCAUUAGUUAGUGAAAGAAAACCAACAGAUUAUUAUUAUAAGAGAUGGAUUUGGAUUCAAUUUCCUUGGGUUUGCUUAUCUGUUCAUAGUGAUUAUUCUGCAAAAAUGAAGUAAUGUUUUGCCAAGGCCACUGAAUAUAUGAGUGUUUAAGAAGAAAAGGCCUUUACAAAAUAAGCAUUAAAGAUAGCUAUUGAAGCUAAAUUGAAGAAGAAGAUGAUGUAUCAAAAAUAAGAGGACAUAAAUACUACUAUUUUCAUUGAUAAGGAAUUAUCUGUUAUUCCAGUUAAAUAAGAAUAAAAUACUUCAAUCCUGACACUAAUGAAAUAGUAAAAUGAUUUACCUGGUGUAAAAGGAUUUAGAAGGGAGAAAUCAUUAGCAGAUAAUACUAUAAACAAUUUGAACUAGAAAUCUACCUAUAGAGAAGUCAAAUCCACAAAAAUGCACACUACUAGUUUGCAAUUCUUCAUUACGGAGGAUCAAAUGAGUCUCUCUCAAAUUCACAAGGAAAUAGAAGAGUAGAAGAAACAAUAACAAUUAAAUUAGGUUGAUAAAAAACAAACAACUCUCCCUUCCAUCAAUAAAACUCAAGAAGUCUCUUUAAAUACAACUAUGAGGAUUAUUGACAAAUCUAAAAUGCAAAAAGAAAAAUACAAAUAGUUCAAUCCAGAAACCAUUAACAAAUCUUCUUAAUCAAUCCUACCUAGAUUGAAGAGUGAAAUUGCACUUCAUAAUGGCAAAGAACUCUAUAUAAUGUUAUAAUAAGCAAAGGAUUUGAAGAGGGAACUCGACAACAUCAUUUAUCAAAAGUAAUCGUAUUCAUGUAUUUUAGUCAAACUGCAACAAAGAAAUUAGCUAAUUUAAGAACGCUUCAACAUAACGAGGGAUUUGGAACUGAUGUAGAUACGGUUUCAUAAAUUUAAGACAAAGUAAAUUCUAUAGAUUUUAUACAUUUUAGAUUGAAAAUCUCAAAAGAUUGAGGGAAGAAGCAGAACAUGACUAUUUAUUGAGUAUGGUAUAAGAUAGUAGAUUGAGAAUUAUCAUUAAAAUCAGUGGUGACAACAGAUCCUAUAAUGAAGAAUGGAUUAGAGACUUAAACUAUUUUUAAUGUAAUCUAAACAAAUUGAUUAAAUAUGAGAAAUAAGAGAUCACCAAAAUGGAGACUGAAAUCAAACAAAUCCACACAAUACAUAUUUAAUAUGUGGAUGCCUUUAAUAACAAUAUGAACUAUUCAAAAUAAAUGAUUGAUUAAAUCAAUAAAACUGUUAGACAGAAGGAGGACUUUGAUCAUUUCUUUUAAUAAUCAGAUUCUAUCAUAUAAUAAUAAUCAUCUGAAAAGAUGCAAAAAUUAUAACAACAAUAUGUUUAAAAUGAAGAUAAAGAACAGUAGAGAGUAAAAAGAAUUCAACUUGAAAAAAACAGUAAAGCUAUCUCUGACAAACUUGAAGUUCUUAGAUCAACCAUGGCUCAUGUUAGUCAAUACAUUGAUGUAAUUCAAUAUAUGCUAUCUAAUUUAUAGAUUGAAAAUCCUGAUUAUUCUAAGGAAGAGAGUUUCGUUGUAUUUUUAAAUCAAUUAGAAAUUAAAACAUCACUUGAAGCCAAAAUUUCAUCUUAAGAAGAUCUAUUGAGUGAUUUACACCUUAAAUUAAAUAAAUAGAAGAUGUAUUUAGAUGUAAGUAUUAAUUAAUAUUAAAGACAUUCAAAAAUGCUAAUUCAAAUGAAAAUAAGAAAUAACGUGAAAAAACCAUUAAAUAUAUAUAAGGGAAAGUACAAGACAAUGAAACAAUUCAAAUGUUAAUUGAGAAAAGAGAUUCCUAAUUAAAAUAGAAUUAAGCCAAGGAAAAACAAAAAAAUAAAUUACAGCUUGCAUUAUUAGAUUACAAUGUAUCUAAGCUUAAUUAUUAAUUUAUAGAUAAGCAUCAAGAAUAUUAGAUCUAAACUGUAACAGUCUAAAUUUAAAAGCCUCUCUGAACAAGGAACUACUGUUAAGAUAACAUUAAUUAAUGAUGUAUUUAUUCAAUUGAUUUCUUUCAGAUAUAUGAAGAUUUAACCAAAAGAUAAAAUUUCAUCAAAGAUAAGCUGGGUGAAGAAAUGUUUUAAUAAUUUUUAAAUAAGAAACUUGACUUUAAUAAAAUGUACAAAGCAGCAUUUAAAUAUCAUUAAGACCCAACUUUAACACAAAUGGAACCUUAUUGA